CUGCUACUAUUUUUGUUGUUAUUAAAUUAUUACAGAGACAAUUAAAAAUUAGUGAAGCGUGACAAUUGUGGUAAUUAACUAUUAUUAACAACUAUAUAGAAAUCUAUCUUGGGAAUAAAAAUGGUAGCCUUUGUGUAAACAAUGACCUUACUUAAGUAUAAUUUUUAUUCAUCGUGUGGUAAAAACUUUAGAGACAAUAAUCAAAGAAAGACUGCCUACAAAAUGUCAGUUCUGUUUGCAGCUGUAACUCAAAACUCAUCCAUAUUUUAUACUGGAAAAGAACCUUACUACGACUGGGCUCGCAAAAGGUGUUGUUCUUGUCACAGUAACGAUGAACACCAUUUUGAAUUUGAGUGCGAUGACGUAAUCACAAAAGAUGGUGUGAAAGUAGCGAUAACGUGUGUUAUAAAAUACGUUUCUUUCAUAUAUUCAAAUUGCUGUGGUGGUCCUUAUAUGGAUAUGGAUGAACAAAUCGGAAUUGUGAAGCAUCUGAAGAAGAUUCUUCGUAUCACAUUACAGGACAGCACCCUGAUUGAGCUUCUGCGGUUAAAAGACAGUAUCGGUUUUGGUGUGUUCUACGAUUGCGUCGCAUGGCUGAAAGAAAAGCAUAUCGAAUUGAAAAGUUUUGAAAUUGGGACUAUACGAUACGAAAAAAGUGUUUCAGAAGAUUUAAUAAAGCCAGAAGUUAUUAAGGAAGCACACAGUGAGAUUAUAAUGGAUGACUUUUAUUUUAUGAAAGAAAACGACGCACCUAACAUAAGUCCACCAACAGAUGACGAACAAGAAAAAUCGUUUGAAGUAUUCGAUUCACAAAACGAUAAACUUGAUGAACAAUGCGAAACGCCACACGAACAACACGAAACGCCACAAGGGCAACGAUACAAACCAUACAGGCGAAUAAUAACGAUAAAAAGUCGAAGAAAAACGGAUGACGUAGAUGAGCAAAAAGAAUCUUUCGUGGACUGCUACACGAAAACACAAGUACUUGAAACAAGUAUAACAAUUUGAGACACUGAGGGGGAGAGUGACAACUAGAAUGGCAGGAGGGUAAAAGAAAGGGAAAAUAAAUAAAAAAUUUCAAGUUAUUGUGAUGUUUCAACUUACAUUGUAAAAUAGCAUUAAAAUAUUUAUUUUAAGGCUUAUACAUACAGAGCCAAUCUCGACCCCCGGGCUCUUUGUCAGUUUUUAUACCAGGAAGGCGAAAAAAAAAAAAGAAAAAACAGCCCUGGGAUCGAGGUUGGCACAGAGCUUGUUUUGGAUUGCAUAUAUUCAAACGUCUUGGAUGUUAAAAUAAAAGAUGUCUUUCCAA
Hydractinia symbiolongicarpus is the source of this 1309-nucleotide messenger RNA. RefSeq lists its product as uncharacterized. Lineage: Eukaryota; Metazoa; Cnidaria; Hydrozoa; Anthoathecata; Hydractiniidae. Bases 142 to 1008 code for a protein of 288 amino acids. The transcript is spliced from 2 exons. The record is from RefSeq and is a predicted model, not a curated record.